GCUAGUUCGUGCAUUCCGAGUCCGCCUCUCGAUCCACCAUGUUGCGUUUGAUCUCGCUGCUGACUAUCGCCUCCUUGCUGGCGGUGGCCUCUGUCUCCGCGGAGAACGUCAACUUCCAGACCUGUGCCGAUAGUGUGGACACCUGCACCAUCCACCAGGUGAGCGUGGAUCCGUGUCCGGAGGCCAAGGCCAAUGCGGCUUGCCACAUCCGCCGCAGGCACAGGUUCACGAUGAGCUUCGACUUCACGCCCCACUUCGACGCCGACACCCUGGACGCCAGUCUGGGGUGGGCCAAGUCGGAGACGGUGGAGCUGCCCCUGCUCAGCAUGGAUCGCGAGGCCUGCAAGUACACCGCCUGCCCCGUGAGAACGGGGGCCAAGCAGACCUACACCAACAACAUGCUCGCCGAUGCCAGGUUCCCGCUGAGCCCCUACACCAUCCGCUGGGCCCUCAAGGACCCCGUCUCCCAGAAGCGCUGCUGCUUCACCAUCGACAUCAAGGUGGUGCGCUAAGAGAUCAGUGUUCCAACUAUUGUUUCGUUACUUUUUUCAUAUUUGUAAAAGAGGGAAAUAAAGUUUGUAUGUGACUGUAA
Messenger RNA from Drosophila biarmipes, 592 nucleotides. RefSeq names its product MD-2-related lipid-recognition protein. Lineage: Eukaryota; Metazoa; Arthropoda; Insecta; Diptera; Drosophilidae. Gene Ontology annotation, molecular function: sterol binding. The coding region runs from base 39 to 512 and encodes 157 amino acids. The transcript has a single exon. Gene Ontology annotation, biological process: intracellular cholesterol transport. The record is from RefSeq and is a predicted model, not a curated record.